Entrophospora sp. SA101 is the source of this 476-nucleotide messenger RNA. NCBI's taxonomy places the organism in Eukaryota, Fungi, Glomeromycota, Glomeromycetes, Entrophosporales, Entrophosporaceae. The record is from the annotation of a GenBank genome assembly.
AUGCUUAUAUACCUGAUUUAACUAAUGCAGCUGAUGCUGUAAUGGAAUGUAUUGGGCAUUCAAAGCCCUUUAUUUAUGUUCCAAGACCUCAAUUUAUAGAAGAGUUAGGUUUGCUUAAAUUAAUGCAGUUUCAAGGCAUAAGUUUAGAAAUGUCUAGAGAAAGAUUUGAAAAUGGAGAAUGGAGAUCACAUAUAUUAGAAGCCUACAAUAUGUCAAAAAAUACAAAAAAAAGGCAUAAACCAAAAAUCGAAAAAUUAAAACAUAAUGGAGGAAAAGUUGCAGCUGAAAUAUUAGAAAAAUAUUUGGACGAGAAAUAUAAUGAUGACAAAAGUAAUAGCAAUAGCAAUAGUGUUUCUGUUUUUGCAAGUUUAAAAGAACUAAGAAACAAGAAACGAAAAUCAACUUCAUUAACUAGUACCAAGAAUACUAAUAAUGAUGAUAAUAAUAAAAAUAUUAUUAUUAUGUCUGUUUCAUGA